Molecule: messenger RNA, 2841 nt
Organism: Mus musculus (house mouse)
Lineage: Eukaryota; Metazoa; Chordata; Mammalia; Rodentia; Muridae
Gene: Pla2g7
Product: phospholipase A2, group VII (platelet-activating factor acetylhydrolase, plasma)
Exons: 12
Coding region: 1365-2618 (417 amino acids)
Biological process (GO): platelet activating factor catabolic process; positive regulation of lipid transport; lipid oxidation
Cellular component (GO): extracellular region; high-density lipoprotein particle; low-density lipoprotein particle
Molecular function (GO): 1-alkyl-2-acetylglycerophosphocholine esterase activity; A2-type glycerophospholipase activity; phospholipid binding
Source: RefSeq, a predicted model, not a curated record
CUCUGAGUUAUUCUAUCCCCGGGGGUAAAAAGACUGUCUGGAAGCCUGCCGUGCUAGGAUCUGACUCGCUCUGGUGGCAUUGCUGCGCUCAGGGUUCUGGGUAUCCGGGAGUCAGUGCAGUGACCAGAACAUCAAACUGAAGCCACUGCUCAGCUCCUAAGAUGGUACCACUCAAACUGCAGGCGCUUUUCUGCCUCCUCUGCUGCCUCCCAUGGGUCCAUCCUUUUCACUGGCAAGACACAUCUUCUUUUGACUUCAGGCCGUCAGGUAAGAGGCAUUACUCUCUGAGCAACUUUAAGAUGUUGCAUGUUUUGAUAUGUGAGAAUGCAAGGACUGGGGGGAUGGCCCAGGUGAUGAAGUAGCCACUGUGCAAGCAUGAGGUCAUGAGUUUGGAUCGCCACCACUGAUGUGAGAUUUCUUUGUUAUGGGGGGAGGGGUGUAGAAACGGGAGGAUCCCUGAAGCUUAUUGGAAAACCAUUAUAGAUGACAUAAUGUGCUUCAGCUUUGGUGAGAGAUCCUGCAUCAAAAAAAGCAAAGAUGGGGGAUGAUCAAAGAGUCAUUGACCUCUGGCUCCUAUGGUCAUGUUCACACAUAUGCAUGUACACCUGAAUGUUCAUGCUCGCACUAACAAGUAUUUACAACACCCACACGCACAAGCACACACACUCACACACAUGCUCACUCACUCGCAUGCACAUACACACAGGAGCAUAUAUAUUCAGGGAAUCUUUGUUCUAGGGUAGGGAGGAGUUUCACUCUUCAAUCUUUACAACUCCAAAAGAGGAAUGUGUGUGUGUGUGUGUGUGUGUUUUUUCUUCAAUAGCAAGUCUGCAGCAUGGGCAUUGUAACACAUGUCCUGUCAGCUUGCUGUGACCAUGGAAAAAUGCCUUCAACACCUCCUUCUCUUCCCCUCCUUCAUGACCCUAGUUUAACUCCUGCCAGGUACGGGAGCAUACUUGCCUUGGAGUUUACAAGGCAGCUUCAUCGCUGUUCCAUGAAGGUAGGAUUGGUCUUGUGUCUUGACAAGCAAAGCUGGUCCUGCGGAGGUGAAGAGGCUUGCAAGAAGAUGACAGUCUGGACUCUAGAGGUCCAAAGGGACAUGGCCCUUUCUGCCUGAGAAUGAGAAGAAGCAGAGGCACGUAGAUGCCUGGACCUUCUCCAGAAGAUAAUGGCCACGGCUACUUUCUCUCUUCAGUUGUGUUAAGGAGAAGAGAUAAGGGGAUGAUGAUUUAGACAAUACGAGGAUGAGUAGCCAGUGUUCGGGAGGGACAUCUCAUGCCACCAAGAAGGGCCUAUGUUGCAAGGACAUUCCUUCUGGAGCAUUGUGAAUACCUACCUGUUCAUCUUAAAGAGCGGUGACGCACAUGGGUCUCAGUCUGUGUCCUUUGGAGAGCACAGCAGUAAUGUUUCACAAGCUCCAAUCGGUGAUGUCUGCUGCCGGCUCUGGCCAUAGUAAAAUCCCCAAAGGAAAUGGAUCGUACCCCGUCGGUUGUACAGAUCUGAUGUUCGGUUAUGGGAAUGAGAGCGUCUUCGUGCGUUUGUACUACCCAGCUCAAGAUCAAGGUCGCCUCGACACUGUUUGGAUCCCAAACAAAGAAUAUUUUUUGGGUCUUAGUAUAUUUCUUGGAACACCCAGUAUUGUAGGCAAUAUUUUACACCUCUUAUAUGGUUCUCUGACAACUCCUGCAAGCUGGAAUUCUCCUUUGAGGACUGGAGAAAAAUACCCACUCAUUGUCUUUUCUCAUGGUCUCGGAGCCUUCAGGACGAUUUAUUCUGCUAUUGGCAUUGGCUUGGCAUCUAAUGGGUUUAUAGUGGCCACUGUCGAACACAGAGACAGAUCUGCAUCGGCAACUUACUUUUUUGAAGACCAGGUGGCUGCAAAAGUGGAAAACAGGUCUUGGCUUUACCUGAGAAAAGUAAAACAAGAGGAGUCGGAAAGUGUCCGGAAAGAACAGGUUCAGCAAAGAGCAAUAGAAUGUUCCCGGGCUCUCAGUGCGAUUCUUGACAUUGAACAUGGAGACCCAAAAGAGAAUGUACUAGGUUCAGCUUUUGACAUGAAACAGCUGAAGGAUGCUAUUGAUGAGACUAAAAUAGCUUUGAUGGGACAUUCUUUUGGAGGAGCAACAGUUCUUCAAGCCCUUAGUGAGGACCAGAGAUUCAGAUGUGGAGUUGCUCUUGAUCCAUGGAUGUAUCCGGUGAACGAAGAGCUGUACUCCAGAACCCUCCAGCCUCUCCUCUUUAUCAACUCUGCCAAAUUCCAGACUCCAAAGGACAUCGCAAAAAUGAAAAAGUUCUACCAGCCUGACAAGGAAAGGAAAAUGAUUACAAUCAAGGGCUCAGUGCACCAGAACUUUGACGACUUUACUUUUGUAACUGGCAAAAUAAUUGGAAACAAGCUGACACUGAAAGGAGAAAUCGAUUCCAGAGUAGCCAUCGACCUCACCAACAAAGCUUCGAUGGCUUUCUUACAAAAGCAUUUAGGGCUUCAGAAAGACUUUGAUCAGUGGGACCCUCUGGUGGAAGGAGAUGAUGAGAACCUGAUUCCUGGGUCACCCUUUGACGCAGUCACCCAGGUCCCGGCUCAGCAACACUCUCCAGGAUCACAGACCCAGAAUUAGAAGAACUUGCUUGUUACACAGUUGCCUUUUAAAAGUAGAGUGACAUGAGAGAGAGAGAGAGAGAGAGCGCACGCGCGCGCGCGCGCGCGCGCGAGCAAUGUAUUUACCCAAAUAAGCAUUUUUUAAAUAUACACUGUACUGUAGGAUAGUGAUGAACGCCUAGCCUAAGAUUUUUUUCCCCCUGUAAAUGUAACGAAUAUAAAAUAGAGAAUACAAAAAUGAU